This is a messenger RNA of Lottia gigantea (owl limpet), 2316 nucleotides long. RefSeq lists its product as hypothetical. Gene Ontology annotation, cellular component: cation channel complex; membrane. Bases 1 to 2316 code for a protein of 771 amino acids. Gene Ontology annotation, biological process: calcium ion transmembrane transport; manganese ion transport; regulation of cytosolic calcium ion concentration. Gene Ontology annotation, molecular function: inositol 1,4,5 trisphosphate binding; store-operated calcium channel activity; protein binding. The record is from RefSeq and is a predicted model, not a curated record. The transcript has 8 exons. Lineage: Eukaryota; Metazoa; Mollusca; Gastropoda; Lottiidae.
AUGGUGUCUAUUUCGAGAGAAUCGUUGGUGUUGGUCAACGAUAGGCUGCAGGCAGGAUUGACCGAUGACGAAAGAGUAUUUUUGAUGGCAGCCGAAAUGGGUGAUUUGGAAACAGUGACCCGAAUGUUGGAUUCGGGUGUCGUGUCGGUAAAUUGUGUUGAUCAACAGGGCCGAACGGCUUUAGAAUUGGCGGUAGUUGCUAAUGAUGAAGGUUUAGUCGCCUACCUCUUGGACAAGGUUCCCGAGAGAGUUGUUCACAGGGCUUUGUUAUGUGCAGCAGAAGAUGACAGAGAACAACUAUGUGAACUUAUACUACAACAUCCAUUAUAUAGUAAAGCAAAAAUUCUAGAUCCAACUCAAGAUAUUCCUUCUGUGGAUACAUCUGUUCUUGGUUUACUACGAGACGGACUGUUGCGUGCCGCGAAGCACAACGAUUUUCAAAUUGUGAAAAUGUUUAUGACCCGUGGUGUAGCUCUAGAAAAGCCCCACAAUUACUUUUGCAAUUGUACUAUUUGUACCGAAGGAAGGAGCAAAGACUACAAAGUCUAUUCAAAAACCAGACUUGAUACAUUUACAGCAAUAGCUAGUCCGGCCUAUAUAUGUUUCACUGAAGACGACCCUUUGCUGGCUUCAUUUAACUUAAGUGUGUUGUUUCGGAACCUGGCAGAGCUCGAGGGCGAAUCAAAGCAAAUGUACAUCGAAUUAGAUAAUCAAUGUCAAAACUUUACUUUGGCCUUACUGGAACAAUGCCUUAGUUCAGACGAGGUCAAGGCCUUGUUAACUGGUAAAUCACAUAUUAAGGCAUCUUCUGAACUACCAGAUAGCGAGGAACCUGACCAAAUAUUACCAGUACUUGGAACUGCAAUCCGAAUGGAACAGAAAAAGUUUGUUGCCCAUAGUCAAUGUCAGUCUCAGAUAACAGAACUUUGGUAUAGUGGAGUUCCAGCUUUAAGAUAUCUUAACAGAUUUUCCUAUUUAAUGUUAUCUAUACCAAUAGGUUGUAUUUGUGUACCUAUUUUAUCUAUUGCAUAUUUAAUAGCACCAUGGAGUCGGGUUUCCAACAUAUUAAAUACACCUUUGAUGAAAUUUUUAAGUUAUACAUGUUCGUACCUUACAUUUCUGAUUGUUGUUAUGGUAACAAAAUUAGAAGUAAUGUACGCCUUCGAUAGUUUUGCCUGUGAUGACCCUGCACCAUUUGCUCUAGCUGUUGUAGUUUUGGUGGUUUUAUGGAUUGUUGGAUUAAUUUGGGAAGAAUGUAAACAGAUAAUGGACGCUGGUGCCAAAGAUUAUUUCAGCUCAUUUUGGAACAUGAUGGAUUCUUUAAUGUUAAGUCUUUUAUUGGCAUCAUUUACCUUAGAAUUAGUAAUUCCAUUACGUUUGCAAUAUGUUUUAUCAGAUCCAAAUAAUCCUCAUAAUAGUAGUAUUACACCAAUAUGUGACAGUUUACGAAAGGGAGAAAUCAACGUAGAUGAAUUCUGUACCGUUGGUAGAGCAAGUGGCGCUGUGGUUGUAUGGGAACCAUCGUGGAUACCUGAUCCUGAGUUAAUCUCAGAUAUAUUAUUUACCAUCGGAACUGUGCUGAGUAUCGGAAGAUUUUCUUUUAUUAUGCCUGCUAAUGAGGCAUUAGGCACUAUGCUGGUAUCAUUCCGUCGAACAUUAAUGGAUUUGUUCAAACUGAUGGGAAUGUUUGUAUUAGUAAUGAUAUCAUUUACUUGUGGUCUGGCAGCUCUAUAUGCUCCAAAUAAAUGUAUGAACGAUUCAUUUUCCAGUUUUGGUGCCAGCUUAUUCACCUUAUUUUGGAGUUUGAUUGGAAUGGGUGAAACCUCUGCUCCAACUCUUACAAAACAGGGACCCUUAGCAUCAUUAACAAAUAACGAUGGUAGAAACUAUGGCGUAGAAACAGUUGGAUUCUUCCUUUAUAGUUUCUAUGUCUUUAUAUCAAUGGUUGUUCUUAUUAAUUUACUUAUUGCUGUGAUGUCUAAUACAUUCCAAGAAAUUCAGGAUGAAAAGGAUACAGAAUGGAAAUUUGCCAGGACUGAGUUAUGGUUGUCAUUUAUAGUACCCGGUUGUCCGGUUCCAGCACCAUAUAAUAUUAUACCAAGCACCAAAACUAUAUUCAAUGCGAUAUUGUGGUUAUGGAAGAAGUUAUGUUGUUGUUGUCAUGUUCAAACAUCUAAAUGUUUAUGUAAAUCAGAAUAUAUUUUGGAUAUACUGAAGAGAAUUGGGUGUUUAGCUGAAGCUGAACAAGAACCGGAACAAGUAAAAUAUACCUACUUACAGGUGCAUGAUAGCUUGCUUCUUUUCCCCUUCCUGUAG